Peromyscus californicus insignis is the source of this 3291-nucleotide messenger RNA. It is a transcript of the gene Ppp1r3a, whose product is annotated as protein phosphatase 1 regulatory subunit 3A. Gene Ontology annotation, biological process: regulation of glycogen biosynthetic process. Lineage: Eukaryota; Metazoa; Chordata; Mammalia; Rodentia; Cricetidae. Gene Ontology annotation, molecular function: protein phosphatase 1 binding; glycogen binding. Gene Ontology annotation, cellular component: protein phosphatase type 1 complex. The record is from RefSeq and is a predicted model, not a curated record. Bases 1 to 3291 code for a protein of 1096 amino acids. The transcript is spliced from 4 exons.
AUGGAGCCCGCUGAAGUACCUGGUCAGAUUAGCAAAGAUAAUUUUUUAGAAGUUCCUAAUCUGUCUGAUUCUGUGUGUGAAGAUGAAGAGGUUAAAGCGACCUUCCAGCCUGGCUUCUCCCCUCAGCCAAGCAGACGAGGAUCAGGAUCUUCUGAAGACACGUACCUGGACACCCCAACUUCAGCGUCCCGGAGAGUUUCCUUUGCUGACAGCCUUGGAUUCAGUCUUGUGUCCAUUAAAGAAUUUGAUUGUUGGGAAUUACCAAGUGUUUCAACUGAUUUUGACCUAAGUAGGGAUGUCUUCCACGCAGAGGAAUAUGUUUUAUCUCCACUCUUUGACUUGCCCUCUUCAAAAGAAGAGCUUAUGGAACAACUUCAGGUCCAGAAAGCAGUGCUGGAGUCAACUGAACACCUCCCUGGGUCGACAAGUGUGAAGGGUAUUAUUCGAGUUCUGAACAUUUCUUUUGAGAAGUUAGUGUAUGUGCGCAUGUCCUUGGAUGGCUGGCAGACACAUUAUGACAUUUUAGCAGAAUAUGUUCCUAAUUCAUGUGACGGUGAAACUGACCAGUUCUCUUUUAAGAUUUCAUUGAUUCCUCCUUAUCAAAAAGAUGGCAGUAAAGUUGAGUUUUGUAUACGUUAUGAAACUUCUGUUGGUACAUUUUGGUCAAAUAAUAAUGGCACCAAUUACGUAUUGGUUUGUCAAAAGAAAAAGAAAGAUCCAGAGCCUGUAAAACCAGUGGAAGAAGCUCCUAGCAGACAAAUAAAAGGCUGCUUAAAGGUAAAAUCAAGUAAAGAAGAAUCAUUGUUAACCACUGGAGAAAAUAAGUUUGAGAAUUUGAAGUUCACAGAGGCCUACAUCCCAACAAUCAUUUGUUCUCAUGAAGACAAGGAUGACUUGGGAGCCAGUCAUCAGAAUGUAGAAGAUACCAAAAGGGAGCAUGACGAACAUAAUGAAAAAGAAUUAGACUUGGUGAUAAACCAACGGCUAACAACUUCCUGGGAUGAAAAGAAUACAUUUUCAACAGAUGGAGUCAAUUUCAGAAAUACAGCUGAGGGGUCAGAGAAGAAGCAAGAUUAUCAUGAAAUUCAUACUGACUUGUUCAGAAGGCCUUUGUCUCCAAGUUUACCAGCCUACCAUAGCAAAAACCAUUCCCCAGGAAAUGAAUGUGGUCACCAAACUUCAGAGGAGAUUCCUUCAUAUGUGGGAGAAAUGGGGCCAUCACUGGGAGAUGCUAGCUCUGAUGAAUUAAUGCAAUUGAACCUCUGCAGCAAAGAAGUCCUGGAUGAUAAUGCCAACCCAGCCCAUGAGAGUGGCAAAGUGCAAAUAACAUGUUCAUCCUCUGACCUACUAAUGGCAGAUGGCCUUAAGAAAAAUAAUGAAGCAGGAAUCAAGAAACCUGGAAUAAAAGAUUACAGAUAUUCAAGAAGUGAUUUCUAUUUAGAGGCAUCCACAAACCUGGAAGAAUCAAGUGCAUCUUCCAAAAAUGAUUAUACCAAGGGCAAUGAUGGAAAGGAGCAGAAUACAUGCUUAGGUAUUAGUGAAAACCAAAGCAAGAAUUUUCAAUCAAUAUUCCAGAACCAAGAGAGGCAAAUGGAGCACCCCAAAAUAAGCAUUGAGGGCACUAAAGCUAAGAACGAGGACUUAACCACAACCACCCUACUAAGCAAAGACACUACAACUACCACCUGGACAGUAACAGUAGAUCCCUCUCCUUCAACAAAGACAAAAGUGAAUUGGGGAGAAGCUGGCGAAGGUUCCAGUUUAGAACCAGGAACUACUCAUCUUGGUUCACCAAGAAAUGGCAGUGUUCUGAUGGAUGAUUAUCUUUUUCGAGCUGAAAGGGGAAAAUCAGACUCUAGUAAUCCUGAAGAUCAGAAUAUGAAUGCACAGCAUAAAAAAAGUUGGAAUGUUCUGGAAAGUCAGCCAGAAACAAGAGGGAUUGAAACAAAUAUAACCAAGCAGAUCAAAGAACAAGCAGAGUGUAAAGAUGUGUGGGAAAAAAGAGAUAACACGAGAGGUCUGAAAGCUACUCCUACAGAACAAUUGUUUACCUGCCAGGAGACAGAGAGCUAUGAACUGUCUUCUCUAGCCCAUCAUGGUAUUACUGAAAAAGCACAAGCAGUUACAGCUUAUAUAAUUAAGACAACAUUAGAAAGUACUCCAGAAAGCAUGUCUGCUAGAGGAAAAGCAAUAAUUGCUAAGCUACCUCAAGAGACAGCACGCAGUGACAGGCCCAUCGAGGUAAAAGAAACAGCGUUUGAUCCUCAUGAAGGGAGGAAGGAUGAUUCACAUUAUACCCUUUGUCAUGGAGAUACAGCAGGUGUAAUCCAUGACAAUGAUUUUAAAAGGGAGUCACAUUCAGCUAUUUGUAAUGUACAUGUAGAUGAAAUGGAGAAGGAGGCAACCACAUCUACAUACAAUCGUAGGAAGACAUAUGACAAGGAGAAACGUGGAAUUGGAAUUGUAACAUCUAUAGACGAACCUUCGCAGGUCAUUACAGGCAAUCAAAAAGCUACGUCAAAGCUGGAUUUACAUUUGGGAGUUUUACCAACAGACAAAGCAAUAUUCCCAGAAAAUAAAGAUCUUGAGCUGCUUCAAGAAUUACCACGGAGAACAGACUUGGAUGCUGUUCAUUCUGCAUUUAAUUCGGACACUCCCAGCACUUCUCAGGGCAGCCCUCAAGUCUACAGAUGCCACUCUAAAAAUUCAGUACCCUCUUCUGGAUGGCGAGUUGCUGAAGAGAAAGCAGUUACUAACUCAAUACUCCAAUCUAUUCCGAUCAAAUCGGAAUAUACUUGCCACCCAGAAAGUGAGAUCCUGGGCCAUGCCAUGUCUAAACCUAAUGAUGUUUCCCAAAGUUCGGAAAUAAUGGAAUCAGGUAGUGGAAGAGAACGACAUGUGGGGCCGAUUCUCCAACACAAAGAUGGUAGCUUGGAAAAAUCCCAAGGCCCAAUGAUUUUAAUCAGUGAACCUCUUGAGAAUCUGGAGGAGGCAAGGUCUGACAUUGAAGAAUUGAUGUGUUUUGGACACUCACGAUGCUAUUCGGAUGAUAAAGGAUCAGAGAGCCCUGCUUCUGCUACCCUCCCUACCCAGGAAGUCGAAGCUCAGGGCAGGGACUCUCUGCUUUCAAGAUACAUCAACUCUAAAAUACCUUAUCUCCUUUUGUUUCUGAUAUUUCUUGCCACUAUCUAUUACUAUGACUUAAUGAUUGGGUUGGCCUUCUACCUUUUUUCCUUGUACUGGUUAUACUGGGAAGGGGGGAAGCAAAGAGAGUCUGUCAGAAAGAAGUGA